This is a messenger RNA of Telopea speciosissima, 1802 nucleotides long. Its product is annotated as general transcription and DNA repair factor IIH subunit TFB2. Gene Ontology annotation, molecular function: double-stranded DNA binding; ATPase activator activity. Gene Ontology annotation, biological process: nucleotide-excision repair. Bases 64 to 1419 code for a protein of 451 amino acids. The transcript is spliced from 15 exons. Gene Ontology annotation, cellular component: transcription factor TFIIH core complex; transcription factor TFIIH holo complex. The record is from RefSeq and is a predicted model, not a curated record. NCBI's taxonomy places the organism in Eukaryota, Viridiplantae, Streptophyta, Magnoliopsida, Proteales, Proteaceae.
AGUUAUUCUUAGAGCCCUAAUAAUCAUUUUUUUUUACUGUAAGAACUACGAAAGCUUUCAAGAAUGCCGCAGGUGAAGAUCAUUGCGAAGAAUUUCAUGGACAUGGUUGCCGCUUUACCUGCGUUGAAGCUCGACAAGCUAUACGAUAACGGUUUCAUUUGCGAAGCUGUUCUCAGGUCUUUGCCACCUCUUGCCAAGAAGUAUGUUUUGCAAAUGUUGUACGUCGAUAUCCCAAUAACUGCAAAGUCAAUGGAGGAGUGGGUGCUUGCUGAAGGGCUCUCCAAGCAUAAAAAUGCGAUAGAUCGGUUAAUUCAAUUGAGAGUAUUUCUUGAGACUGACAGGAAAAAAGAGAUGAGUUACAUAUUAAAUCCGAAGUUUCAGAGUAAUGUUCAAAAGUAUUUAAUAUAUGGUGGUGUUUCACCUAGGGAACCCAUGCCUUCAAGUGUCACUGUGAGGCUCCCAAGUUUGGAGGAACUAGAGGCUUAUGCACUUGAGCAAUGGGAGUGCUUCUUGCUGCAACUUAUUAGCCCAUCCCAAGCUGGAAAGACAACAAACUUCAGCUCUUCUGUGAUGAAAGUUUUCCAGCGAGGUCUUAUAAGUCAGAGAGAGAAAGAAGCUCCAAGGUUGACCGAGAAUGGCUUCCAGUUCUUACUGAUGGAUACAAAUGCACAACUUUGGUACAUAAUCAGGGAAUACAUCUCCAGUUCUGAGGAUAGAGGUGUUGAUCCUGCAGAUUUGAUUUCAUUUCUGUUGGAGCUUAGCUUCCAUGUCGCAGGGGAGGCCUAUAAUUUAAACACCUUGACUGAUGUACAAAGAAACACUUUUAGGGAUCUUGCAGACUUGGGGCUAGUCAAACUUCAGCAGGGACGGAAAGAGGGUUGGUUCAUUCCUACUAAAUUAGCGACAAAUCUUUCUGUUAGCUUGUCAGAUUCAUCAUCACGCAAACAGGGAUUCAUAGUUGUGGAGACAAACUUUAGGAUGUAUGCUUAUUCAUCUUCUAAGUUGCAUUGUGAGAUUUUGCGCCUUUUCUCAAGGGUUGAGUAUCAACUUCCAAAUCUUAUAGUUGCAGCAAUAACAAAAGAAAGCUUGUACAGUGCAUUUCAAAAUGGCAUUACAUCUGAGCAGAUAAUUUCUUUCCUUCAGCAGAAUGCACAUCCUCGUGUUGCAGAGAGAACUCCAACUGUACCAGAGAAUGUUACAGAUCAGAUUAGGCUAUGGGAAACCGACCUGAACAGAGUUGAGAUGACUCCUGCACAUCUCUAUGAUGAAUUCCCCUCCAAAGAGGUUUUUGAAGCCGCUUGUGAUUAUGCAAGAGAUAAUGGUGGAUUGUUAUGGGAAGAUCAUAAAAGAAUGCGUGUAGUUGUCAAGGGAGAGAUACACAUGCAGAUGCGGGAGUAUCUCCGCCGCCAAAAGCAAUAGUCACGACUCACAUGUGCCUUCUUUAAUCUCAGCACAAUAUUUUGGAUGGAAAUUCUAGAGUAAAUUUUGCCAUAACCGAGGGGAAGCAACAACCUUCUUGUUUUUCGUGUUUAACGAAGGUUAUUGGAGUUGGGGCUAUGUAUCGUCUCUCAUAUUUUUGUACUUUGAAGAGAAGAAAAUGAGGUGUUAACCUCUCCAUUUUUGGAUGUUAGGGAAAUGUGAGAAGACCUUGAAUAUUAAGUGUUAUCAAUUGGUUCAGUCUAUUGUAUUGGGAUAGGGUUGUAUGGUGUCUAAAGCAGAUUCACUGCCAUUUUUCAUGGCUUAAGAUGGUAAAGGAAUGAUCCAUUGUUAACUUGUUACACAGAAACAGAUUUUUGUUGUAA